Molecule: messenger RNA, 3088 nt
Organism: Athalia rosae (coleseed sawfly)
Lineage: Eukaryota; Metazoa; Arthropoda; Insecta; Hymenoptera; Athaliidae
Product: probable ATP-dependent RNA helicase DDX43
Exons: 12
Coding region: 278-2392 (704 amino acids)
Molecular function (GO): ATP binding; RNA helicase activity; RNA binding
Source: RefSeq, a predicted model, not a curated record
GGCGCAUCUUCCAUUCCUUGCAUUUCGCUCGCGCAUGCAUAUUCGCAAUGUUUCAGAUGAGAUCUGAACUUGCGUACAUACAGGUUGUUCGAGAGUUUCAGGCGAGAAAAGCGGCAAGAUACUGGUCUCCGAUAUAUCAACGACUACGUUCAUUUCCAUUCGCCCCUCGAAGCCUGGCACGUGGUUUUUGGUGUUGGUCUGUAGUUGGAUUUUCUUCGUUUUCCCGGCACGCGAAAUUAGUGAAAAGAAAGAAGCUUAAUUGAAUUUGAUCCGUAAAAUGGCUGAUCUUGACGAAUGGAAUAGCGACGAAGACACUUCGAAUAAUUAUCAAGAAAUACAGACUCAGAAUUAUGUUCGUGGUGGUCGUGGAUCCAGGUCAGGAUAUGGUGACCGAGGACAGUCUGAUCACAGAUCUGCUAAUGGAAAUUGGAGAAGUAAUGGUGAAUCUCAAAGAGGAAGAGGAAACGGAGGGAGGGAUCGUGGCCAGCGUUCGGAGAGGAAUAAUAGAAACGACUCCUCGUCUAAUGGGCUGGAAAUAUUAAUAGAUUCAAGCAAGGUUGGCAAGCUUAUCGGCAGAGGAGGCUGCAAAAUUAAAGAGUUGCAGGAGCAAAGUGGUGCUAGAAUUAACGUUGGUAAGCCCGAAGAUAGUAUGAGUACGACGGUAACUUUGGUUGGUUCUGAAGAAGCGCAGCAAAAGGCCAAGGAAUUGAUCGAUGAACUAUUAACAGAAAAACCGCCACCGCCACCACCACAACAGAAAGAAAAUGUUGAUGCUGAACCAGAAAUGGACUUUACAAACUUUGACUGGACUAAAGCCAAUGAGGAAUAUGCGAAAUGUCAGCUGGAAAGAUGGGCAAAAUGUCCCAAGCUUAUCAAGAACUUUUACCAUGAAGAUCCAGUUGUGGCUAACAUGCCAAAAGAUCAAGUAGCUCAGUUCAGAAAGAAAAACAACGACAUUAUGGUUUGCAUUUUUGAAGAGGCAGCAGAAAAUGAUGAAAAAUUCAGUAAUCCAGAGAUACCAAAUCCUGUUCAAACUUUCGAUCAAGCAUUCAAGGACUACCCUGAAAUUAUGGAAGAAAUCCUAAAGCAGGGAUUUGCUACUCCCAGUCCCAUUCAGUGCCAAGCCUGGCCCAUCCUCCUUUCCGGCAAGGACCUCAUUGGGAUAGCACAGACUGGAACAGGAAAAACCCUGGCAUUUCUCUUGCCUGCUUUAAUACAUAUAGAAGGUCAACCCAUUCCGCGAUCUGAGCGCGGUGGACCAAACGUACUCGUUAUGGCACCAACAAGAGAGUUGGCUCUUCAGAUUGAACAGGAAGUUGCAAAGUACUCUUAUCGCGGAAUCAAAGCGGUGUGCUUGUACGGAGGUGGUAGCCGCAAAGAACAAGUCGACAUAGUUUCCCGCGGAGUUGAGAUAGUAAUUGCUACGCCUGGAAGGUUGAACGACCUUGUCCAAGCCGGUAUUGUGGAUGUCACAACUAUCACUUAUCUUGUCCUUGAUGAGGCAGAUCGCAUGCUGGAUAUGGGUUUCGAACCACAAAUCAGAAAAACUCUAUUAGAUAUCAGGCCUGAUCGCCAAACUGUUAUGACGAGUGCAACUUGGCCACCUGGGGUUCGGCGCUUGGCACAAUCGUACAUGAAAGACCCUCUACAAGUUUACGUAGGCUCCUUAGAUUUGGCUGCUGUACAUUCCGUAAUGCAGACAAUUCUCGUUGUAGAUGACUCUGAAAAAAACGAAAUGUUAUUUGAGUUCUUCAACAACAUGGGUCCCGACGACAAAGUUAUAGUGUUUGUUGGCAAAAAGUCACGAGUGGAUGAUUUGGCCAGUGACUUGGCGCUAAAGGGCAUCAGCUGUCAAAGUAUUCAUGGUGGACGGGAGCAGUGCGAUAGAGAACAAGCACUCGAAGACAUAAAAUCAGGUGAAGUUCGGAUUCUCAUCGCCACAGACGUUGCCAGCAGAGGAAUAGACAUCGAAGAUAUUACGCACGUGUAUAACUACGAUUUUCCGCGGGAUAUUGAAGAAUACGUGCAUAGAGUCGGCCGAACGGGACGUGCUGGUCGAUCAGGAGAGAGUAUCAGUUUAAUGACUAGAAGUGACUGGUCCCAUGCCAAAGAGCUAAUCCGGAUACUCGAAGAAGCUAAUCAGGCCGUGCCCGAAGAAGUGCAUCGAAUGGCUGAGCGAUACUCCGCAUGGAAGCAAAGAAAGGUGCAGGAUAAAGAACGAGAACGCCUAGACGCAGGUGGUGGUGGCGGCGGUUAUCGUGGUGGAGACAGAGAUGGGGGCGGUCGUAGAUAUGGCGGCGGCGGUGGCAGUAGCUACGGUGGAAGCGGCUAUGGUGGAAGCUAUGGAGGUGGCGGUGGCCGACGUGGCAGAGGUCGCUCAGGUGGUUGGUAGAGAUAUCAUGUCCCCAUUUUAUUGGUGGCCGAUAUACCAAAGACUGAUGCAUCCACAAUAGUAUUGAUAUAAAUUAAGAGCGUGAAUAUAUGGUUAGAAAGACGUACAUAUGUAACGUAAGAAUUUUUUAUUUUUUUCAUUUCAAUAGGUGGAUAAGAUAUCUCGAUAAAGAAAAAAUGUUCCUUAGAAACAGUAUUAGCACGUAAGUUUCUUACUGCCUAUUUUUCUAACCGUUGUUGAAUCAGGGUAGUAUAAGAAUAUAUAUUAGUUACGUUAUCAGGGUUUUAUUCAUUUUAGUUUUAUUCAUUGAUCGUUUUUCAUCUCAUGGCCUUAUUGGAGAGCCGCGGGGUCUAGGUAUAAUAGCUAGGCAUAGUUCUAUCCUCAGUUGACUUUGUAUACGAAAAUAUUUUAUUGUUAACUAAAACAUAAGUACUGAAUGAAAGUGCUGUGAUGAAUGCAAGGUAUUAAAUCUCCAGAUUGUCAGUUUAUAUUCAUAAACGUAUUAGUGAGGAUCCUCGUGUUCUAAUGAAAAGUGUAUUUGGCGUAACAUAUUGAGUACCUGUACACCAGUCAGAAAUGACAAAUACUGUUAAAAAUCUAAAAACAUAUAAUAAGAUUAGUCAAGCGGCAUUUGACCAAGUAUACAAGUUAAUUUGUACGUUUAAUCAGUAAUAAAUAUGCCUCGAACAACGUAAA